Molecule: messenger RNA, 399 nt
Organism: Rotaria sp. Silwood1
Lineage: Eukaryota; Metazoa; Rotifera; Eurotatoria; Philodinida; Philodinidae
Source: the annotation of a GenBank genome assembly
AUGGAAUGUUCAUGCGUUGGAUUUAACGAUUUACCUGGUGAAAUCCUUAUGAUUAUUUUCAAAAAAAUGAACAAUCUUGAAGUACUUUAUUCUUUACAAAGUGUUAAUCAACGAUUAAAUAAAAUUGUUCAAGAUUCGACUUUUACAAGUCGUUUGACUUUUGUCAAAAGAUGCUCAGAUAAUUUUAUCGAUGUAUUUCAUUGUAAUAUGAUGCUUAAUCGAUUUUGUUUACAAAUUUUACCUGAAAUUCAUGAUAAAAUCAAAUGGCUUGAUCUUGAAUCAUCAUCUAUGAAGAAUGUUUUAUGUGCUGCUACUUCUCCUAAUUUAUAUGGUCUUGGCCUUUAUAAUAUUAAUGAAGAGUCAGCUCGAUGUCUUUUGGCUGGUAGCAUUAGGUCAUAA